Molecule: messenger RNA, 2414 nt
Organism: Salvia splendens (bonfire salvia)
Lineage: Eukaryota; Viridiplantae; Streptophyta; Magnoliopsida; Lamiales; Lamiaceae
Product: ankyrin repeat-containing protein At5g02620
Exons: 3
Coding region: 592-2196 (534 amino acids)
Cellular component (GO): plasma membrane
Molecular function (GO): protein binding
Source: RefSeq, a predicted model, not a curated record
AGAAAAACAAACAAGUAUCAACCCAUGUGUUGGUUUUUUGUUGCCACUCAUUUUCUGGCUCUCUUACUUCAAGUCUUCAACAGUCCAUCUCUUCAGCUCUUCUCUUGCAGUAUUUCUCAAUCAUUCUCUCUCUACCCAAAACCUACCUUAUCCGAAUAAAUUCUUCGAUUUUCAGUUGAUGAUUUUGCAGAAAUACUAAUCAUCCGCCGUUUCCUUUAACUGUCUUUUUUCCCUCCCCUUAUUCUAUUAUAGGAUCAUUGAGUUGAGUUUUUUUGUGAUUUCUUUUACUUUGACUUCAUCGUUCCCAGCCGCAGAAGGACAAAAAUCUGCAGAGUUUUUCUUUGUUUUUUCAACAGGGAAAAUGAUUGAAGAGUGUUGACUUAGAGCUGCAGCCGCGUUGAAAAGAUAUGAUCUGAUUAUCACUUGUAAGUAAGAAUGUGAACAGAAUUUCUUGCUUCAAGAUGAUGUUUUUCUCAAGUCAUGAUCUGGGGUUUCUCAAAUCUCGCCGCAAUUUCAUCCGCCGACGCUGAAAUCUCGAUCUUGGUUUUCGCAAGAAGACAAAAAUAGAAGGGGGAGUUUUUGUUGAAUUUGAUGGAAGAAGCUAAGGCGCAGAAGCAGAUAAAGAAGCAGCUAACCGCGAAAAGGGAUGAUUCAGCUCUGCAUUCCGCUGCGAGAGAGGGGAAUCUGGAGGUGGUGGUUGAGAUCAUCAAUGGCUGCGGCGGCGACGGGGAGGAGCUCAGUGAGCUGCUGUCGAAGCAGAACCAGUCCGGUGAGACCGCCCUCUACGCGGCGGCGGAGUGCGGCCACGUUGAGCUGGUUGAGGAGAUGAUCAAGUACUAUGAUGCCGGCUUUGCUACCUUGAAAGCCAAGAAUGGUUUUGAUGCGUUUCAUAUUGCUGCCAAAUUGGGAAAAUUAGGAGUGUUGAAGGUUCUGAUGGAGGCGGAUCCUCAACUACUGGCAACGGUGGACCAAUCGAACACGACGGCGUUGCAUACAGCGGCGGCUCAAGGGCACGUUGAGGUGGUGAAUUUGGUGUUGGAGAGUAACAGCAGUCUUGCUACAAUAGCAAGAAACAAUGGGAAAACAGCACUGCAUUCUUCAGCAAGAUACGGCCACACCGAGGUGGUGAAGGCCAUUCUAGGGAAAGAAGCCGGAAUCGCAAAGUGGCAAGACAAGAAGGGGCAGACGGCCCUUCACAUGGCUGUCAAGGGCACCAGCACUGAUGUGGUUGAUCAACUCAUCUCCGCAGAUUCUGCUCUCCUAUCAGUGCAGGAUACCAAGGGCAACACCGCAUUGCACAUAGCUACAAGAAAGGCUAGACUACAGAUUCUGGAGGCUCUCCUGAAAUACACACAGCUAAACAAGGAAGCCAUAAACAAAACAGGGGAGACGGCGUUGGACACGGCCGAGAAAACAGGGAACUCGGGCGUGGUGAGCCUCCUCCAGCAAUCGGGCGUGAAGAGCGCCAAGUCCCUCACGCCGCCUAGCACCGCGGCCCGGAAGCUGAAGCAAACAGUGAGCGACAUAAAGCACGAGGUCCACGACCAGCUCCACCACACCCGCCAGACGCGGAGGCGCGUGCGCGGAAUCGCGAAGCGCCUCGGGAAGAUGCAGUCGGAGGGACUCAACAACGCCAUCACCUCCACCACUGUGGUGGCGGUGCUGAUCGCGACGGUGGCAUUCGCGGCCAUAUUCACCCUCCCGGGGCAGUACGCGGACAACGAGAAGAAGGUGCCCCCCGGGCUGUCGCUUGGGGAGGCGAACAUAGCGCCGAACGUGGAGUUCGCGAUAUUCCUGAUAUUCGACUCGCUGGCGCUGUUCAUAUCGCUGGCGGUGGUGGUGGUGCAGACGUCGGUGGUUGUGGUGGAGAGGCGGGCGAAGAAGCAGAUGAUGGCGGUGAUAAACAAGCUGAUGUGGCUGGCGUGCACGUUCGUGUCGGUGGCGUUUCUGGCGCUGUGUUAUAUAGUAGUGGGGGAGGAGGAGAGGUGGCUGGCGGUGGGGGUGACGGUGAUAGGGAGUUCGAUCAUGGCGACCACGCUGGGGACGCUGUGCUAUUGGGUGGUGAUGCAUAGGAUUGAGGCCUCCAACCUUAGGAGGUCGGCUAGGAAUAGCCGCUCGCAGUCGUGGUCGGUCUCGGUCAUGUCGGACUCCGACGCCGCCGCGGAGGAAGCUUGCAACAAGCUCUAUGCUCUCUGAUUCAUCACUCUGUAUAUAUUAGUAUGACUGAUUGCUUGCCUUGCAAUUGCCUCUCUCUACAGGGAAUAAGAAUAUAGGUAUAUGGCUUAUUUUUGCUUACUUGCGUGCUGUAGCUCCAAGAUCUUGUUAUCUAAUUCGUACACUUCAACGAUAGAUAGGUGGCUGAACUUUGUCACACUGUCUACUUCUUGGAAUCAACUCUCGCGUUUAAUCUCUAA